Molecule: messenger RNA, 1275 nt
Organism: Necator americanus (New World hookworm)
Lineage: Eukaryota; Metazoa; Nematoda; Chromadorea; Rhabditida; Ancylostomatidae
Exons: 1
Coding region: 1-1275 (424 amino acids)
Source: RefSeq, a predicted model, not a curated record
AUGGAGAGGGUGCGACGGGUCCACCGGCGUCGAGGUGGUGCGCCGGACAGCUAUAUUAUGGAGUGCGACGGGACCACCGGCGUCGAGGUGGUGGGCCGACGCCAGAUCGCUAUGGAGAAGGUGCGACGGGUCCACCGGCGUCGAGGUGGUGGGCCGACGCCAGAUCGCUAUGGAGAGGGUGCGACGGGUCCACCGGCGUCGGAGUGGUGCGCCGGACAGCUAUAUUAUGGAGUGCGACGGGACCACCGGCGUCGAGGUGGUGGGCCGACGCCAGAUCGCUAUGGAGAAGGUGCGACGGGUCCACCGGCGUCGAGGUGGUGCGCCGGCGCUAGAUCGUUAUGGAGAGGGUGCGACGGGUCCACCGGCGUCGAAGUGGUGCGCCGGCGCCAGAUAACUAUGGAGAGGGUGCCACGGGUCCACCGGCGUCGAGGUGGUGGGCCGACGCCAGAUCGCUAUGGAGAGGGUGCGACGGGUCCACCGUCGUCGGAUUGGUGCGCCGUACAGCUAUAUUAUGGUGUGCGACGGGUCCACCGACGUCGAGGUGGUGGGCCGACGCCAGAUCGCUAUGGAGAGGGUGCGACGGGUCCACCGGCGUCGAGGUGGUGCGCCGGACAGCUAUAUUAUGGUGUGCGACGGGUCCACCGGCGUCGGAUUGGUGCGCCGGACAGCUAUAUUAUGGUGUGCGACGGGUCCACCGACGUCGAGGUGGUGGGCCGACGCCAGAUCGCUAUGGAGAGGGUGCGACGGGUCCACCGGCGUCGGGGUGGUGCGCCGGCGCCAGAUCGCUAUGGAGAGGGUGCGACGGGUCCACCGGCGUCGAGGUGGUGCGCCGGACAGCUAUAUUAUGGUGUGCGACGGGUCCACCGGCGUCGGAUUGGUGCGCCGGACAGCUAUAUUAUGGAGUGCGACGGGUCCACCGGCGUCGGAUUGGUGCGCCGGCGCCAGAUACCCAUGGAGAGGGUGCGACGGAUCCACCGGCGUCGGAUUGGUGCACCGACGCCAGAUCGCUAUGGAGAGGGUGCGACGGGUCCACCGGCGUCGAGGUGGUGCGCCGGACAGCUAUAUUAUGGUGUGCGACGGGUCCACCGGCGUCGGAUUGGUGCGCCGGACAGCUAUAUUAUGGAGUGCGACGGGUCCACCGGCGUCGGAUUGGUGCGCCGGCGCCAGAUACCCAUGGAGAGGGUGCGACGGAUCCACCGGCGUCGGAUUGGUGCACCGACGCCAGAGAGGAAAGUCAGACAGAUAGUGAACUUAACGAAGUUUUAUGAAAGUUGA